Molecule: messenger RNA, 2217 nt
Organism: Aspergillus tubingensis
Lineage: Eukaryota; Fungi; Ascomycota; Eurotiomycetes; Eurotiales; Aspergillaceae
Exons: 1
Coding region: 1-2217 (738 amino acids)
Source: RefSeq, a predicted model, not a curated record
AUGAUAUAUACAACCGCAGUUGCAAAUAUCAGGGCCGUCAGACGUUCCACGGCCCUGGCCAGAGCUUAUCCCCAAGCCAUACUCUUCGCGCCAUCUCAACAUCUGAAGUCCUCCUGCCAGCGCCGUCACAUAUGGCGCGGUCCGGGCGAGAGGAUAAACUACGAGUAUUUGGAGAAGCAGAUAGAUAAGCACAGACGAUACUGUCUUUCGAAGCUUCGUGAGAAGCCCGCACGUCCGCGGAAAGCGAACGUGUACGAAAGUCAGAAUCCAUGGGGGUUCCGAGGUUACGGACCGGGCUAUGAUCGAGAAAAGUCUUUUCAAUUUUACAAGCGAAAUGGUAUCAAGGGUGACUUUUGGGAGGCCGAAAGGUCCCGCAUCAAGGAGAGAAUGAACCAGAUCAAGAGGGAGAUUGAUAAGGAUCCCUACGCAGCAUUAUUUGGAAGAAGGUUGCAGCCAUUUAGCUCCUUCGAGAAGCUUGAUAAUGCCUUUACCUCCAUUUGUCGUUCUUUCCUAGGUCUUGACAAGUCGGAAAGCACCAUGGAUACAACAGCACGCCCAAAGGCCACUACUGCAGUCUCGAAGGACUCUUCGGAAUCGCCCAAGAAGCCACAAUCAGACGUGAGUGGUAGGGUCCCAUCUUCAGACGAGACUGUAUCAGAGACGGGUCGACCAGACUAUGAAUUCGACCCUGUUAGUGGCCGCAUGAUACCCAAGGAUACUGAGCAGCCGGUGGCCACAGCAAAGAAUUCUCGCGGGAACGACAUUGAUACAUCGGCCGGGGCCCAGAAGCCUCAUUCUGGGCCUACCGGCUAUCUAUCCCCAUUUGAACGAACAAUUUCAGAGCCUAGGCCGGCAACAGAAUCAGGAAACGAUAGGGCAGAAGGAACAUCGCAACAACGUGUUGAGGUGGCGCCAGUCGCGGAUGAGCCCUUCCAACCUCCUGAGGUGCAGAAACCGGAGUUACCAACAGAAGCUCGCUACAAAGCUUUGGAGCCAUCAAAUGAUACUAUGAAAGACCAGAGAGAUGUGUCUGAGAAACUUAGCAGUCUCUCAGAAGCGAUCAUGGCCGAUCAACCUAAGCUUCAGGAUCUCACAAUGAGCGGUGGACGCGUCACCUAUGAUCACCUAGAAGCGCCAGUCAACAGUCGUUCGUUUGGAGAUCAACCAAGCAAUGAGGCUUCGAUGAGACCUCUAGAGGCGCCUGAAAGUCCUCUAAGUACAGCACACGAACAAGACAGGGUGCAAGCAGAGAGGGAGGAGGAUUUAGACAUCCUGAAUGCCAGUGAUAUUCGUUCACAAUACUUGGCUAAGCCUAGUAUUGACCCUGAGAUUGAGAAGCAGAUCCGUCAAUCUCUCGACGAUAGGUUCGAUUCAUUUGUCGAUCCCGCUGGUGACAUUGACGCCCAGAGCGUUCGAAGCAAGUUUCAAAAGCAUGAGACUUUCGGCGCAUCUGACGAGGCCAUCAUGCCAGAGAAAUCAGACGUUGGUGUACAGCCCAAUCAACGAACUGCAGAAAGUCGGGAAGCUUCACAGGUACUCCAGUCUGGAAAGCAGGAAGCUACCAAGGACUUCGAUCGAACUACUACCAUUGAGCAGCCGCUCGCUGGCAGCCCGUCAAGUGAAACCUAUAGAGUCCUUGCAUAUGAUCCCUCGACCCUUCAAGUAAACGAGGCGGAGACGAGCUCGUCUUUCCAGGCUUCAGACGAGACAACCCACCCGGCAGAAAUUCUAGGUCGCCUGAAUGCCCCUGCCAAGUUCCUACCCCAUUUUGCAAGAAUGCGUACCGAUGGUUACGAAAUUGUUUCCGGUGGUGGGGAUAUCCUUGUUUUCAAAAAGUCCAGCAGUUCCGUGCACGACAGUGCCGCUCUCCAUUCCAAAGCAGCCGGCAAAAUUGAAGCUAGGUCCGACGGUCAAAACGACGAACCUUUGAAACAAUCUACAUCACCUACUCAGCUACCGCAGGAGCAUUUCUCCAGCCAAGCUCCUGAUCAUCAGACCAAAUUUCCAGACGAGACUUCACAGGCUAAAGGCUCUUCUUCGAAACGACAGUCAAGAGCUGGCCAGGCUCUACGCAGGAUGCUGUUCAGUGGCGUAGCUACCGCAGGAACAUGCUACGCCAUAGGUGUUGUUGUCGAAUACUUCCGCACGGGAGGACAGGAUGGACGGGGUAUUGAUGCUUUCACGGCUUUUGAGUCUGAGCGGCGUCAUGGAGACUAA